AUGGAUCAAACUCAAAAGCUUCUUCAACUCAUCAUCUUCACAUUCAUCACCAUCUCACCUUAUGUUUCAUCAGCUGUACCCCACCAUUUAAGGGCCCUUGUUGCACCCAUCACCAAAGAUACCCUCACAUCCCUCUACACUCUCACUCUCAACAACAACCAGUCUUUUGUCCUAGAUAUAACAGGAAACUUGCUAUGGUCUGAAUGUCCCCAAAACCACCCUUUAAUCUCUUGCAAAUCUCAUAAAUGUACCAUGGCCCACUCCUUCCAAUCCCCACUCUGUCCUCCAAUCAUAACCGUAAACAAGCGUCCAUGCACUUGUGUAGCCACACCAAUCAACACAGUAACCCAAACGUGUGCCUUCGGUGACUUAACCUACACCAACCUUACAAUCUCCAGAACAGACGGCCGGACCCCAAUCACCCCAAUCACAGUUCCAAACAUCGUUUCAUCAUGCACACCAAAGACCCUUUUAAGAUCUCUGCCAGCUCUCACAUCCGGCAUGGCAGGUCUUGCUCGAUCGAGAAUAGCACUUCCUACACAGCUUGCGUCGAGUCUCUCAGUCGAGAGAAGCUUUGCAAUCUGCCUGCCUAGCUCCAGCACAGCCCAUGGAGUGGCCUUCUUUGGGAGUGGGCCAUUCUUUCUUCAACCCCCACCAGGUCUGGAAAUCACAAGCAUCCUAUCCUAUGCACCGUUACUAAGAAAUCAGAUGAACUAUGAUUACUACAUCGACGUGAAAGCGGUUGCGAUUAAUGGUGAGAUGGUUCGAUUCCUGGCUCGAGUGCUGAUGUUUGAUUCGCUAGGCCAUGGUGGGGUUAAGCUUAGUACAGUUGUCCCUUACACCACACUCAUGAGCCAUAUUUAUUUGCCGUUUCUUAAGGCAUUUGCAUGGGCUACGAGGGAUAUACCACGUGCUCCAAAGGUGCACCCGUUCGAUCUAUGUUUAAAUACUAGCAGGCUCGGGUCUACAAGGGUGGGGCUUCCGGUUCCACAGAUAGAUGUGAUGCUAACUAAUGGGAAGAACUGGACUUUUUUUGGAUCUAACUCGAUGAAGCAAGUAAGUGAUGAUGUGGCUUGCUUGGCUGUCGUUGAUGGAGGUACUAAAGCCGAACAAGCAGCCGUGAUCGGGUCGUUCCAGAUGGAGGAUAAUUUCUUGUUGUUUGAUCUUGCUAAGCAGAGGAUUGGGUUUAGUUCUACAUUGCUUUUCUUUAGGACUACUUGUGGGAACUUUAAUUUCCAAUCUGGGGUUUGAUU
Molecule: messenger RNA, 1253 nt
Organism: Magnolia sinica
Lineage: Eukaryota; Viridiplantae; Streptophyta; Magnoliopsida; Magnoliales; Magnoliaceae
Product: chitinase CLP-like
Exons: 1
Coding region: 1-1251 (416 amino acids)
Biological process (GO): proteolysis
Molecular function (GO): aspartic-type endopeptidase activity
Source: RefSeq, a predicted model, not a curated record